AUGGUCCUUUCCCCAGCAAAUCACCACACUACGACCACAUCAAACUUCCCACCAUCUCAUCCACAGAAGCAAGAUAGAUUCAUUUGGUCUCCAUCCCCUUCAGGGAAAUUCUCAAUUGCCAACACAAUGAAACACAUAAACAGGCAUCUUCCGACCUUUCAUUGGCCACAUCUUGUUCGGACUAAACCUUUGAUACCUAAACACUCCUUUAUUCUCUGGGUUGCCAUUAACCUUCGCCUACCAACACUUGACAGGAGGUGUAAUUCACAUAUUGACGCCACUACUUGCAUCCUCUGCAGUUCGGAUUUGGAGUCCCACGAUCACCUUUUUUUCAAGUAUAGCUUUGUCAAGCCCAUGUGGAACUUCUUACAAACACGUUGUGGGUUCCAUAUCUUGCCGGCAUCUUGGUCUGAGUUCAUUACUUGGGCAUCCUAUCAUUGGAAAGGGAAAUCAAAUUCAUGGUUUUACAACAAUUCAAUUUCCAGAUUGGCAUUGGCUGCAUUGGUUUACAACAUCUGGAAUGAGCGUAACAAUCGAAUUUUCAAGAAAAAGUUUGCCUCUGCAAAUGCGGUGCUGCACCAAACACUACAAUCAAUUAGAUGGAAGUUGAUGUCCUCUCCUAUUAAAGAUUCCUUGAUAUCAAUCGAUUAUAUGCAGAAUGGGGGAUCCUUCUUCCACCUGAUCAGCCUCCGGAUCACUGAUAUUGUGAAGCUUCCUCCAUGA
Molecule: messenger RNA, 723 nt
Organism: Cornus florida
Lineage: Eukaryota; Viridiplantae; Streptophyta; Magnoliopsida; Cornales; Cornaceae
Exons: 1
Coding region: 1-723 (240 amino acids)
Source: RefSeq, a predicted model, not a curated record